UUGAGUUGAUCCCUCUGGAGCAGAUGGUGAAUGGUGGCUUACCUAGAUGCCUUGAAUCCCAGGAGUUAACGGUAGCAUGUGUCCAUGUGGAAGGAGUAACACCGAAGUUGAGGAAGGAAGAAAGAAAGCCUCAUGAGAAAAAACUGCAGGAAGACAGCCUGAGAUCACAACUGGAUGCCACAUCAUGUUGCAGAGCACAGCUGCCAUUGCACUGCUGCUUUGCGUGCAGUCUCUGCAUGGCUCCGCUCUCCCUGCCGUGUCGUCCUAUGAGUUCACUGCCUAUAGGAUGCAACAGUACAACCUGGGACAGCAUAAGUAUGGCUGUCGUGGAGCCAUUGUUGUUGCGGAGGCACGCUCAGCAGAAGAGCCGUCGCUAACCCGCCGCUGUGUGAUAAUGAAGGUGGAAGACUUCACUACAGAAAAAUACUCCGAGGCCCAACGACAAAAUGCAGCUGCCAUCCUGAUCCUGCUGCCCCAAAAUAUCUCCAGUAUCCCUCACAAUGCAGUAGAGUCAUUUAUGGUGAGUGAAAGCGAGACCUUGCUUAAGGAGACCCUCAUGCCAGUGUAUGUGGCACCUGAGGAUGAACAGCUGCUCUGCAUGUAUGAGGAGGUGAAACAGGCUGCAGCCACCCGGACAUCAUCCAUUUUUGUCAGAGUCCUCCGCAGUAUGGUCACGGCUACAGCUUUUCAGAUUUUAGUGAUCAACAAUGCCCCAAUUAAGGCCACCACUGACAAUGCUAUAAUCACACUGGAGGGAGUUCUUCUAGGAGCAGUAGAGGAUGCACCCACUAUAGUCAUCGCAGCCCACUAUGACUCUUAUGGGCUUGCCCCUUGGUUGUCUUAUGGAGCAGACUCAAAUGCCGGUGGUGUCACAAUCCUAAUUGAGUUGGCCCGUCUCUUCCAAAAACUCUACAGUAGUCCCAGAACCAGACCACAAUUUAAUUUAAUGUUCUCCUUGACCGGAGGAGGAAAAUACAAUUUCCUUGGAACAAAGAGGUGGAUUGAAGAGAAUUUGGACCACGCUGAGUCCAGCCUUCUCCAUGACAAUGUGGCAUUUGUCCUGUGCUUGGAUACACUGGCCAACGGCGAUGAGCUGUACAUGCACGUCUCCCGCCCUCCUAAACCCGACACGCCAAUGCAGUCUUUCAUCCAACAACUGGAGGAGGUGGUUUCCUCCAGAUUUCCCUGGGUGAAGGUGGGGUUGGUUCAUAAAAAGAUCAAUCUUGUGGAGUCUACUGUAGCCUGGGAGCAUGAGCGCUACAGCCUACGCAGGAUCCUGGGCUUCACUCUGUCUCAUCUGGAAGAUCCUAAAUCUGAACUUCGUGGCUCUAUGCUAGACACCAUGUCAAAAGUGGAUUUCCGGAAACUUAAGCGAAAUGGCAUCAUCAUAGCAGAAGCGCUGGCCCGCUACAUGUACAAUCUCUCUGACAAGGGUUCACCAAAGGAUGUGCAAGUUUUCAAGGGCCAGCUGGACAUUCAGGACAGUCGUAUCUCCAGUUUGAUGUCCUUCCUGACAUCAGUCCCUCGGGCUACUCAGCUGCUGGAUAAGGAACCCAGUCAUAUCUUGCUGGUCAACUCACUGGAGCACGAAUUCAAGCGCUAUCUGCAGCAAGUCCACAGACACACCUUCCGACAGGACAAGAGGGAUCCUGAUAUUACCUUCUUUGAUCAAAUGAGCCAACCAAUAGUCAUGUACAGAGUGAAGCCUGCAGCCUUUGAUCUGUUCCUGGGAGGCUGCAUUGCUGCUUACCUGGGUAUUGUUUACUACGCAAUCCAGAAUUUCGGUUUUCUCUACACAAAACUAAAAGCAGCAGUUAAAACUAAGCACCACUGAAUCCACUACGACUACGACCACCGACUCCAUGACAAGCGCUUUGAAGUCAGCUCUGCACAUGUUGGACAUUUGCUGGGUGUGCAGCAGGAAGCCUCUUUGCAUGAUCACAUGCAUCUCAUAUAAAGUGGGAAUUUAUUUUGAAAUGUAAAUUUUUUGUUUGUUUGUUUGUUUUUUAA
Molecule: messenger RNA, 2010 nt
Organism: Haplochromis burtoni (Burton's mouthbrooder)
Lineage: Eukaryota; Metazoa; Chordata; Actinopteri; Cichliformes; Cichlidae
Product: Nicalin-1-like
Exons: 16
Coding region: 185-1834 (549 amino acids)
Biological process (GO): regulation of signal transduction
Cellular component (GO): endoplasmic reticulum membrane
Source: RefSeq, a predicted model, not a curated record